AUUUCGUAUGAUUUAAAAAUAGCUUACGAUUAAAGAUAUUUUAGCUAACUGUCGUCAUUCAGUGAAGUAGAUAAUAGUGUGAAAGCUUUUGAUGUAUAUGGUAACAUAGUGUAUGGAUUUAAAUUUCUUGAAAGAUAAAUGAAAAGGAAUGUGAAUUGUGACGAAUCCCAGUCACUGUUGUGCUCCGAGACAUUCACGUCACCGACACCCCCUAGUGAUGACUGUGGAUGGACACAGCCGGGAACUUCAGUCAUUUGGUCACAUUGUGAAAACUCCAGUCAGGAGACAGCCGUCAGAAAUUUAAGCAAAUCGCUUUUAAGUAAUGCUGUCAAGAGUCAUGGCCCUUUGUCAAACGUGCAGUUUCAUUCUAAGAUAGGCAAAGGUGACAAAGGCGUGUUACUAAAGGCUGCUUUACUAGGAGAAACAAUUAAAAGUGAUACAAAUCUCGAUACAGAGAAUUUAAAACGGGAUAUCAAUUCAAAUUUUCAGAAUAAAUGUGCAGACGACAAAUUAAAAUUUGGAGGAAAUGAUGUUGACAGUGGUUGGCGAAUGUCGGGAUCUAAUGGCUAUGACAGGAAUAGAAUGACUGGUAGCUCGACUGGUGGAACCAACAAUAAUUUAAGUCUAUUAUCAGAUGGUUCAAGCACUCAAAGUCAUACGCAACCUCAGGUUGCAACAACUGAGGGGAUGUUAUUAGGGCGUAUAGGAGGUACCGGGGGUGUUGCAUUACAUGAUAUUGGUUCACGUAGCAUUGUGGCAGGAACUGCUGGGGCUGGUCCCCAAGUAACUCUUGCAAGUGUUUUUCGGCCGCCUCAGUCUGUACCGGAAAGCGGUCGGUACGGGACACCAUUCACCACAGCUGCUGGUUCUUCAGCUGUCGGUCCGUAUUCUCCAUUGUAUGCCACAGGGUCACAUGGUACUGGACUUGCUCCAUAUAGUGCGUUUUACAGUCAGUAUCCAGGUUACAAUACAGGAGUGAUGCAUGGUACUCUUGAUCAACAGUAUGGAUCAUAUUCCGCAGUGUUGCAAAGUAUGGGCAGUCAUGCCGCUCAGACACAAGUUCCCCGUUCACCAUACGGAAACAGCGGGGGAUCAGGAGGUGCAUCUGGUGUACUAGGCCAAUAUUCCCUUCACAUGCCAAGAACAACUUCCCCCGGUAGUAAAACUUUUAUAGCAAACACAAAUUUAGGUACGCAUGAAAGAGAUGAUAGUAAGUACAGACGAGAAGUUGAACUAGAAAAAAGACGGUAUAGUACAGGUGUGUUAAAAGAUGAAAAAGCGCAUCAUUUUCCUGUGCCAUCUGGUUUUCCGGAACCAGCUAGAGUAACUUUUUCAUCUACAUUACGAGAAUCUCCAAGUCAAGGUCGUGACCCCCAAGACUAUUAUAAGAUAGGUAGGGAAGGUAGUCUAAAACAUAGAAUUUUACGACCCUCGGAUUCAACUAGUUCUGUUCCGUUAGGAAACCCACAACAUAGUGCUUUCACAAAUACUGAUGAACCUGUUGCUAAAAGAACUAAGAGUGAGAAUUUAGGUGGUGACAAGUUAGACUUUAACAGACAAGGUUUGCAAACGACGGAAAGUUCGCAACCUGGUUCUGAAAUGUCACACGGCCGGACCCCUCACUUACAUUAUCCUCCACAUUUUAUGAAGGGGUCUAUUAUUCAGUUAGGAAAUGGUGAAUACAAGCGUGUUGAGGAUUUAGAAACGGAUGAUUUUAGACAUAGUGCGGAUGCUAGCAGUGAUCUCAAGAUUGAUUCAAGUACCGUUGUACAUAUCGACGAGAAUGAGGCUCAGGGUACAGCUGUCCUGGGUUUUGUUGUCGGAGAACAUAAAAUUCAGGUUAGAGUAGAGGCAACAGUAGAACAUCCUUUUUUUGUGUUUGGCCAGGGCUGGUCAUCAUGUGAGCCAACUUGGACAAUGAAACGGUACGGGCUCGAGUGCCACAAACUUUCAGUGGGAGAUGUGUGUAUUUCCUUAACCCAUAAGGAAGUGACUGCUCAUGCAGCAGAAAUUUCUCAACAGCAAAAGCAGCAGAGUUUGGAAGAUACUUAUGCUUUUGAAAAAGACCAAAAACAAUCUGAAUCUGUACAACAGAUUCAAAGAGACAGUCCAGGUCAAGGUCACAGGAACAGGUCCCCAGCUAAUUCUCAGAGCCCAACAAUUCAAGGUCAAGGUUAUAGAUCUGAUUCAGGACAGUUUAGUGAAUCAAGCACAGCUCCUGUUAAAGGGGAGCACUUGUUUGGUUCUUCUCAGAUUCCCUCUUCAUCACACACUCAGGAACAAAGAUCGCUCCCAUCUACGACAUCAUCGUAAGCUGAGUGCUUGGAGAUAUACCGUAUGUCGGGAGAUUGCCGCAAGCGAAAGCGACCGUGGUCGUGUUGGGUAUUAUGUUUGCAAUGAGGAAGAAGUUAUAGUUUGAUAAGCGUUUAUAUGUUGUUGUUGAAUUUUUUUUUUCAAACAGCUUGUAAACAUUUCCUGAUAUACGGUAGUGUAUGACAAGGUUAUAUUUUGAAAAGACUGUGAUACAAAUAUAGAUUCUUUUUUUUUUCUCCUCCUCACAAUAUCUAUUCAUAACAAAUCUUUUGUGCACUAGGAGAUGAUUAAGAUAUUUUGUAAUUCAAAUGAAAUUGUAGAAUCAUCGAUGUAUAUUGAGACACUGUCAUAUUCCAGUUCCAUUUCCGAAUCAAAUAUAAUAUUUUGUAAAACAAACUUAUCCACUUUUUUUUUUCAUCAGUUUAUCUGUAUAUUUUUGUUUGUGAUUAUAUUGCAUUAUAUAAGUUGCAACGUUUAUAGUAUACUCUUUUACUAUUGCAAUAUGUUAAGUUUUUUUUUUUUUCAUUCAGAUGUUUUAACUAAUAAUUAUAUGACCAGAUUUGAUUCAAUGUGUUCAUUAAUUCUGCUGACCUAUAAUGUUUAAAGCUUUACCUAGAAGGUUUAAAGCUGCACGCCUCCAAGUGACCCAAAAUAU
Molecule: messenger RNA, 2968 nt
Organism: Ruditapes philippinarum (Manila clam)
Lineage: Eukaryota; Metazoa; Mollusca; Bivalvia; Venerida; Veneridae
Exons: 3
Coding region: 139-2313 (724 amino acids)
Biological process (GO): regulation of DNA-templated transcription
Molecular function (GO): RNA binding; protein binding
Source: RefSeq, a predicted model, not a curated record